AUGACGUCGUCCGCAUCAGUCGGGCCAAAUGCGAAUACCGAAAAGAAACAAUAUCUGUGCCUCUUCCAUGCAAUUACAUCUGGAUUAUUGGGCGACAAUCUUGGGUCUGAUGAACAGGAAAUCAUCGAGAUGAUCUACUUGAUCAUUGACAUCGAAGGAAAACAAACUGUAGGUUUACAACGCGAAUACAUUCGGUCUUGUUAUACGCACGUAUUGACGGAUGAAUGUAAGGAAAUCAGUGGCAUUGACGAAACAUUGGUCUUCUCAUCGGAGUUGAAUCUCGAUGGAGCAUUGCGAAAAUUUGACAUAUUUUUACGUGAGAAUACGGGAGUAAAUGUGACAUUCGUUUGUGAAAAUUGCCUUCAUUUACGUCAAUGUUUACAUCCAGAAAGUGCGAAAAAGUCAAUAUCUUUACCUAACUAUUACUGGAAAUAUUUUGAUUUAAGACUGGAAUUUGAAAAGAUGUAUAAAACUUCUGAAUGUCCGAAUUUAAUUUCUAUGUCCGAAAAAUUAAAUCUUUGUCCUAUAUCCGAAACUGAUUAUUGCAUGCGACAUAUUAAACUUAUGGAACUGAUCGUCCAUCAAAUGUUAAACGAUGGACAUCAUUUCAAAGAACCUGAAAGUAUUAUGAUCAAUUUACAGCAAGGCAUAUGUUCUAUGGAGGACAAUAUCGAAGAAAGUACAGUUGUUCGUGCACGCGGAUUACCAUGGCAAUGCACCGAUCAGGAUGUUGCGAAGUUUUUCCGUGGUCUCGAUAUAGAAAAGGGUGGUGUUGCUCUUUGUCUUAGUACUCAGGGACGUCGUAAUGGCGAAGCUCUAGUUCGUUUCUCUACUAUUGAACACCGUGAAUUAGCAUUACGCCGCCAUAAACAUCAUAUUGGCCAACGUUACAUAGAAGUUUACAAAGCAACUGGACGUGAUUUUCUCAAUGUCGCUGGAGAUUAUUUAAAAAGAUCGAACUCAGAAGCUCAAGCUUUCCUACAACGUGAUGGUCAAGUGAUUAUUCGUAUGCGUGGGUUACCAUUUGAUGCAGUUGCGAAAGAUGUGAUCGAAUUUUUUACGCGUGGUGAUAUACCAACUCAUGUUGUGGACGGUGAAGAAGGUGUGUUGUUUGUUCACUAUCCCGAUGGGCGAAGUACAGGUGAUGCGUUCGUCAUGGUCAAAACAGAAAAUGAAGCAUCUCAAGCGCUGCUUAAACAUAAAGAAACGAUGGGUGCGCGAUAUAUCGAACUAUUUCGAAGUACAACAGCUGAAGUUCAACAAGUUUUUCGACGAAGUCAAGAUCCGAAGAAUUUUCAAACGUCAUUGAAAGAUAUUCCAUAUGCGCCGUUACCUAUUCUACCCCCGGAAAUGUUAACCAGUGGUAAUAAAAAAGAUUGUAUUCGAGUUCGCAACCUACCAAUUGAAUGUGGUAUCGAACAAAUCUUGGAAUUUCUCGGUAUUCAUGCACAACAUAUCAUUGCACAAGGCGUUCAUAUGGUUUAUAAUGCACAUGGUCAACCAUCAGGUGAAGCAUUCAUUCAAAUGAAUUCCGAAAGUGCUUCAUUUAAUGCAGCGGCACAUAAGAAUAAUAAAUAUAUGUUUUUCAAUGGUAAAAGACGAUAUAUUGAAGUUCUUCAAUGUUCAGGUGAAGAUAUGAAUCAAAUUUUACUUGGUCUUGUUCCAUCGAAUCUAAUUCCAACGAAUCUUCAGCGACCAGCAAUCUAUUCAUCUCAUCGAGCUGCACCACUCGUGCCAAUGUCGACUUUACCAUCACAGAUGCUUCCACCGAACAUGUCGAUGCCCUUAGCACCCCCAAACCAGCCUUCAACAAUACCAAACAUGCCACUAACAUCCACAAUUCCUUCGACUUCAUCAGCAUCGACUAUGAACGGUUUACAUCCGAAUGCCACUUUUUAUCCUAUGCAAGUUUUCUACUAUCCAACACCAUCGAUAUAUCUGCAAGCAGGACAAAUGCAUCCGACACCCAUGACCUUUGUUUUACGAGGAGAAGCUGGUCAAUACUAA
Messenger RNA from Adineta ricciae, 2007 nucleotides. NCBI's taxonomy places the organism in Eukaryota, Metazoa, Rotifera, Eurotatoria, Adinetida, Adinetidae. The record is from the annotation of a GenBank genome assembly.